Messenger RNA from Neodiprion fabricii, 2373 nucleotides. Its product is annotated as venom carboxylesterase-6-like. The record is from RefSeq and is a predicted model, not a curated record. The transcript has 7 exons. Bases 194 to 1939 code for a protein of 581 amino acids. NCBI's taxonomy places the organism in Eukaryota, Metazoa, Arthropoda, Insecta, Hymenoptera, Diprionidae.
AAUCGGUGAGACAAGAUGCAUUUUCUUGUUUUUAUUUUCGGUUAUCAUUAUCAAAGAGAAAUACGAGCCAAUGGAGAUAAAAGUCUUGCGUCUAGAUUACGUUAAACACUCCCUCCCUUUCCGGAGGGCGAUCCAGAAUUGAAUCUAGAAUUCUUUCAGUAGUUACUUUGUUCUGGUCAGUCAGAGGACCGACAUGGCUUUCCAUAUUCCGGUGAAUUAUUCAUUACUGACUAUUCUGAUAUUAACGACAAACAUUAACGAUUAUUCAGCUGGCCUUGCUCAGGCGAAUAGCAUCGUUCGUCAGACAGUGAACAUUCCUCAAGGUACCUUGCUGGGCACGGUUCGAAAGACCAUCCACAAUCGAACGGUUUCAGCAUUUUUGGGUAUACCGUACGCGCAACCGCCGGUUGGGGAUCUCAGGUUCCGGAAUCCUGUACCUGCGGAUGGCUGGAGUGGGACUCGCGAUGCCACCUUGGAUUCGGAAAUGUGCCCCCAGUUACUGGGGAACGAAGUUAAGGGAAAGGAAGACUGUUUGUGGAUCAACGCUUACACGCCGAAGCUCCCGAAGGGUGAUAAUUCAUCGCUACUUCCAGUGAUGGUUUACAUCUACGGAGGAGCCUUCACCUCCGGAAACGCAAGAUCCGACAGGUACGGACCAGAGUAUUUACUCGAUGCGAACAUAGUUCUCUUUCUACCGAGUCACCGAGUCGGUCCAUUUGGAUAUUUGAGCACCGGUGACGAAGUCGCGUCUGGUAAUUGGGGCCUCAAGGACCAGAUCCUCGCACUUAAAUGGGUCCAGAAUAACGCAAGAUACUUUGGUGGCGAUCCGGACCGAGUCACACUGUUCGGUGCAAGUUCGGGCGGUGCCUGCGUCCAUCUUUUAACCUUAUCAGACCUCACCAUUGGACUGUUUCACAAAUAUAUAACGCAGAGCGGAUCGGCUCUCGGUAUCUGGUCCCAAUUACCAAGAUCUGGUUACUCGAGCCGGGCUUACCAACUUGGCGAGUACGUCGGCUGCUCGAACAAGACGUCAGCGGCUCUGGUCAAGUGCCUGCGAGAAAUUGACUUCGCCAAAAUCAUAGCUACGGCACCGCGUUUCAUUCGCUGGCAUAUAUGGCCGGCAAUUGUUUGGGCCCCAACUGACGAGCCGAAUAUCGAAGGCGCGGUAUUUACCGACACUACGGCUAAUAUAUUUGCGGCUGGGAAAAUCCGGGACUUGCCUUGGAUUUCCGGUGUUGUCCGAGAUGAAGCGAUUCUCUAUACCGUUAAGUUUUUCGAAGACAAGGAACUGUUUCGCCGCUUUCUGGAGAACUUCGAUGCUGUUCUACCUCAAGCUGCAACGUUGGAUUAUCAACCGGAUAAAGGGGCUGCUUACGUCGAUGCCGUGAAGUCGUACUACUUGACAGGUGGUCUAAGUGGAAAUGAAAGUUUGAUACUCCAAAACGUUACGGACGCCGUCGGCGACGUUCUUUUUCGAUAUCCAGCCUACAGCGCGCUUCUUCAGCACCACGCUGUCGCGAAAAAUCCGCAGUAUUUCUACACGCUGCAGUACCGGGGCACUUUCAGCAACAUCUUUUUCUCCCAGGACAAUCCGAAAAGCUUGGGUGUGGGACACGGUGAUGAUACGUUUUACAUAUAUUUCCCGGAGUUGCAGUUUUCACCCGCCAUUUACAACAGAACCGUUACAAAAAGAGAUUUGGAAGUUACGGACAUCAUGGUACAGUUGUGGACGUCCUUUGCGAUCGACGGAACACCAACUUCCCCGGCUUUAAACGGGACACCGUGGGCCCCAUUCUCUGCAACAGAGGGCAACUAUCUUAGGAUAGGAAAUGAAUACGAGGUAUCACUGGGAAUGGAACAUGCCUUUUAUAAAGAGCGAAUGGAGUUUUGGUCGACUGUAACGGAAGUCACACGAAAACGUUGGUCUCUAUCACCUUAGCUGACAGCCUAAAACAGAAUUUUCUAUAAAACUUAUUAGAUAGACCAAAUACUCCAAGUACAAAAAUCUCGCGCGUGUCUGCGUUGAAUUGACUCGAAGAAAGGAUAAAUUCGUACAACGUCAUGCAGAUUAACCGACUGUUUAGAAGUCGAGUGUAUUGUAAUGUACAUAUUCUGUUAUGCUCGAGGAAUCUUGGAUAGAAAAGUAUAGGAUUUAUAAAGAAUCAUAUUCCUGGAGCACGUAAGACGUGAGUUUGGGAUUAAAAACUCGAUCAUCAUUCAACGAUAAGCAUAUAAUUAGUAUGAAAAAACACCGCUUCCAUAACGUUAUCUGUUUCGAUUGAAUCACUGUCUCAUCGUUCACCAUAUUAAAAGUGGUUCGAAUCAAUUACUUUCCUACAUACCUGGUUGGUACAUGAAAUAAAUUUCACCACC